This is a messenger RNA of Anopheles merus, 4579 nucleotides long. Its product is annotated as xanthine dehydrogenase-like. Bases 386 to 4462 code for a protein of 1358 amino acids. The record is from RefSeq and is a predicted model, not a curated record. Gene Ontology annotation, molecular function: molybdopterin cofactor binding; FAD binding; xanthine dehydrogenase activity. NCBI's taxonomy places the organism in Eukaryota, Metazoa, Arthropoda, Insecta, Diptera, Culicidae. The transcript has 2 exons.
GCGAACCGUCGGCCACAGUGACAGUGUAAAAAUAAAGACCGUCCCUAUUACCUUCGCCUCGCUUCUGCUUGUGUGCGACACGUUGUCUACGACGGAGUGCAGCAGUUUGUGAGGAGUGAAAAAAAGGAACCUAAAUUUAAACAUAAACUUCACACGCGUGUGUACACACCGCUUUUGCACCAACUCUAGUGGAACACUUUCGAAUGUGUUUUACGCGGUAAAGUGUAGUAAAAAUUGCAUAAAAAUCCGCAACGCCGCUCGCCGUUAACAACAGCAAAAGUGGCACGGCAGCAGUGAUAAGAAGCAAGCCAAGCAAGUGUAGCCAACGGUUCGCUAACUUUCCAACGUGUUUUCUCGUAACAUUGCCAAAAACUCCACGCCAACGAUGGCCCCGUCGAGUGUCCGCAGUGAAACAGAUGGUCUGUUGCCGCAGUUCGAUACAAAUCAACCACUGGUCUUUUUCGUCAAUGGCAAGAAGGUUACCGAUGAUGGUCCGGAUCCGGAGUGCACCCUGCUGGUGUAUCUGCGUGAAAAGUUGCGCCUCUGCGGCACGAAACUCGGAUGUGCCGAGGGAGGAUGCGGAGCAUGUACGGUGAUGGUGUCCAAGGUUGAUCGUAAAACGGGCUCGCUGCAUCAUCUGGCAGUCAACGCUUGUCUGACGCCCGUUUGUGCCGUUCACGGGAUGGCUGUGACGACGGUCGAGGGCAUCGGAAGUACUCGGACGCGCCUCCACCCCGUCCAGGAGCGCAUCGCCAAAGCGCACGGCUCGCAGUGUGGCUUCUGUACUCCUGGUAUCGUCAUGUCGAUGUACUCGUUGCUGCGCAGCUCUCCCGUUCCCUCGAUGAAAGAGCUAGAGGUCGCCUUCCAAGGGAAUCUGUGUCGCUGCACCGGCUAUCGGCCGAUCCUGGAGGGGUACAAAACCUUCACCAAGGAGUUCGGCACCAACUGCGCCAUGGGAGACAAAUGCUGUCGCAACGGCAAUGGUAACGGAUGUGGACAGAACGGCAACGGAGAGCUAGACACCGAGCUGUUCCAGCCGAACGAGUUCGUUCCCUACGAUCCAUCUCAAGAGCCCAUUUUUCCACCGGAAUUGAAGCUUUCCGACAAGCUCGACUCUGAAUCGCUCGUCUUUCGGACCUCCCGUACCGCUUGGUAUCGACCAACAACGCUCAACGAUCUGUUGGCCCUCAAGAAAGCCCAUCCGGAGACGAAGAUCGUCGUCGGUAACACGGAAGUGGGCGUGGAAGUGAAAUUCAAACACUUUGAGUAUCCCGUCCUCGCCAAUCCCACCCAAAUAAAGGAGUUGACGACGAUCGAGCGACAAGCGAGUGGACUCAAAAUAGGAUCUGCCGUCACGUUGAUGGAAAUGGAGAUCGCGCUGCGGAAAGAAAUCGAAACCGGUCCUGAAACCGAGACUCGACUGUACCAAGCGAUCGUAGACAUGCUGCACUGGUUCGCUGGAAAGCAGAUCCGUAAUGUUGCCUCUGUUGGAGGAAACAUCAUGACGGGAAGCCCCAUUUCGGAUCUAAAUCCCAUCUUCACGGCUGCCGCGAUCGAGCUGGAAGUGGCCAGCCUCGACGGAGGCUUCCGCAAGGUGCGCAUGGGCGAUGGAUUCUUCACCGGUUACCGGAAGAACGUCAUUCAACCGCAUGAGGCGCUCGUGUCGCUGUUUAUCCCACGCACCACCAAGGAUCAAUACUUCAUCGCGCACAAGCAGGCCAAACGCCGUGAUGAUGAUAUUGCCAUCGUGAAUGGGGCGUUCAAUGUGCGUUUCCGACCCGGUACGGAUAUCGUCGAUGAGAUCCAUCUGGCUUUUGGUGGAAUGGCGCCCACGACAGUUCUGGCCAAGAAGACGGCCACCGCUCUAGUCGGGACGCGAUGGGACGCACAGCUCGUGGAGCGUUGCAAUGAUUUGUUGGUGGAAGAGCUUCCCCUGAGUCCUUCGGCCCCGGGCGGCAUGAUCAUGUAUCGUCGUUCAUUGACUUUGAGUCUCUUUUUCAAGGCUUAUCUUGCCAUUGCACAAUCGCUCGAUAAGCAAUCCAUUCCCCACAGGACACCUGUUGGCGAGCGGGAGAAAAGUGGUGCAAAUACGUUCCAUACGCUGGUACCCAAGAGCACUCAGCUGUUCGAGAAGGUUUCUGGCGAUCAACCGGCCACUGAUCCCAUCCGUCGACCGCAAGUGCACGCUUCCGCUUACAAACAAGUCACCGGAGAAGCUAUCUAUUGUGACGACAUUCCAAAGUUUGCCAACGAGCUGUAUCUAGCAUUUGUGUACAGUACAAAGGCACACGCCAAGAUUCUGUCGAUCGAUGCAUCGGAAGCACUGAAACAGGAGGGUGUCCAUCGAUUCUUUAGUGCAGAUGACUUGACCGAAGAGCAGAACAAGGCUGGCCCAGUAUUCCACGAUGAAUUUGUCUUUGUGAAAGAUGUCGUUACUACGCAGGGACAAAUAAUUGGAGCAAUUGUGGCCGACAAUCAAACAAUUGCACAAAGAGCCGCUCGCCAGGUGAAAGUUACUUACGAAGAACUGCAACCGGUAAUCGUUACGCUGGAGGAUGCUAUCAGACUGGAGUCGUUCUAUCCCGGAUUUCCCAGAAUCAUUGCCAAGGGAGACGUUGAGAAAGCUCUGGCCGAGGCGGAUGUUAUCAUCGAAGGCGAUUGUCGCAUGGGUGGACAGGAGCACUUCUACCUAGAAACGCAAGCAUGUCUGGCUGUGCCGAAGGAUUCAGACGAAAUCGAGGUGAUUAGCAGCACCCAGCAUCCUACCGAGAUUCAACACCACGUGGCGCAAACUCUGGGCAUACCGGCCUCGAAGGUUGUUUCUCGUGUGAAGCGUCUUGGAGGUGGUUUUGGUGGCAAGGAAUCGCGUGCCGCCAUUGUGGCCAUUCCGGUUGCUUUGGCCGCGCACCGCAUGGGCAGACCCGUCCGCUGCAUGCUCGACAGAGACGAAGAUAUGGCAGUGUCCGGUACGCGACAUCCUUUCUACUUCCAUUACAAAGUGGGAGUCAGCAAGGACGGCAAGCUGUUGGCCGGCGAUUUCCGCGCUUACAACAAUGCCGGCCAUUCGAUGGACCUGUCCUUUGCCGUGCUGGAGCGUUCAAUGUUCCACAUCCAAAACGCAUAUCGUAUCCCGCACCUGCGUGUCCGUGGAUGGGUUUGUCGCACAAACCUACCUUCAAACACCGCUUUCCGCGGUUUCGGCGGUCCGCAGGGCAUGAUGGCGGCAGAAACAAUGAUGCGCCAUGUGGCCCGCACACUGAACCGGGACUACGUCGAGCUGAUCGAGCUGAACAUGUACCGGGAAGGCAAUACAACGCACUACAACCAGCAGAUCGAGGGCUGCAAUGUUGGUAAGUGCUGGAGUGAGGUUUUGCAAUCGGCCGAUUUUGCCAAACGCCGGGAAGCGGUCGAAAAGUUCAACGAGGAACACCGUUGGCGCAAACGCGGCAUUCACGUCGUACCGACAAUGUUCGGCAUCGCUUUCACCGUGCUGCACCUGAACCAAAGCGGUGCCCUGAUUCACGUGUACCAGGAUGGCACGGUGCUGCUAACCCAUGGCGGUACCGAGAUGGGCCAAGGACUGCACACGAAAAUGAUUCAGGUUGCUGCCACGGCGCUAGGAAUUCCUUUCGAUCGCAUCCACAUUUCCGAGACGUCUACCGAUAAGGUUCCGAACACUUCGGCUACGGCGGCCAGUGCUGGGUCGGAUCUAAACGGCACAGCGGUGCUGAAUGCUUGCCUCACCAUCCGCGAGCGAUUGGAACCUAUCCGCAAAGAGUUCCCCGACAAGGACUGGAACUUCUGGGUCAGUAAGGCGUACUUCAGCCGGGUGUCACUGUCGGCCACUGGAUUCUAUGCGACGCCCGAUCUGGGCUACGAUUUUGGCACCAAUUCGGGCAAAGCGUUCAACUACUACACUUACGGUGCGGCUUGCUCGGAGGUUGAGAUCGACUGUCUGACUGGCGACCAUCAGGUCAUCCGAACCGACGUCGUAAUGGACUUGGGCUCCAGCAUUAAUCCUGCCAUCGAUAUCGGCCAAAUCGAAGGUGGAUUCAUGCAAGGCUACGGGCUAUUCACGCUGGAAGAAAUGGUCUACUCGCCCCAGGGCCAGGUGUUUUCCCGCGGACCUGGCAUGUACAAAUUGCCCGGUUUUGCCGACAUCCCUGGGGAGUUCAACGUUUCACUGCUCACUGGGGCGCCCAAUCCGCGCGCCGUGUACUCAUCGAAGGCCGUUGGUGAGCCGCCACUUUUCCUUGCCUCGUCCAUAUUCUUCGCAAUCCGCGAUGCUAUUGCCGCGGCUCGAAAGGAGGAAAAGCUGUCCGAUGAUUUUACAUUAGUUUCACCGGCCACUUCGUCGCGCAUCCGGACAGCUUGUCAGGAUAAAUUUGUUGAACGCUUUACGAAGCAGCAAAGCAAUGGAGCAGAACCAGCUCGCAUCGUUCCAUGGAAUGUAAUGCCUUAAUCAAACUUAAUCUUAAACUAAAAGUGCGCACACGCCCUUUUUCACCGUUUUUGUGGAAUAUAUUUACGAAAGAUUCUAAUUUUGAAGUAAAUAAAGUUGACAUAUGCAACCGAAAAA